Messenger RNA from Doryrhamphus excisus (bluestripe pipefish), 2761 nucleotides. RefSeq names its product homeodomain-interacting protein kinase 2-like. Gene Ontology annotation, molecular function: protein tyrosine kinase activity; transcription coactivator activity; transcription corepressor activity. Gene Ontology annotation, cellular component: nucleus; cytoplasm; PML body. Lineage: Eukaryota; Metazoa; Chordata; Actinopteri; Syngnathiformes; Syngnathidae. The record is from RefSeq and is a predicted model, not a curated record. Gene Ontology annotation, biological process: smoothened signaling pathway; peptidyl-threonine phosphorylation; positive regulation of transcription by RNA polymerase II.
UCUUGUCCUGCAGUCAAAAGUUUGGCUUCUUUGUGCUAAAUAUGUUUUUUUUUUCUAACUGAAGACGAAACUUGCCUUCUUCAGACCAACCCGGACUCUCGCGGCGGCGCCGGAAUGAAGUCUUCAUCAAGGGAACGCCAUUUUGAGUCGUAACAGUCACAUGACCACUGAGAUGGACACGGAGAAGGUGCCGGGGCGAGGCGAUGUCAUCGGCUUCCCGGGCGGAGCCGGAUGACAUACGCCAACCUGAGCGUCAUCAGUGGCCAAUGAUGUCACCCGUGCACCUUGAUGACGUCACCCAACUUUGAUGAUUCGGCUCACGCAGGAGGAGCGCGCCGUCGCAUGUUGGCUGAGAAGAAGACAUGUCCGCACCUUUUUGACCUCCGCACUCCACAGAUCCACAGAUGACACAGUCUGCCUUCUCUCCAUAUUCUUCAGGGUGUUCUUCCGAAGAGGAAACCCACGACCUGGAUGAGAUGGAAGGUUCCAUCGUGAAGAGCAACACCAGUUUCUACCACAUCCAGAAACUUUUGGAUCGAGGAACCAGCAGCCACGUCUUCAAAUGUCACAACUUGGGGUUGUCAAAGAACGUGGCCCUGAAAGUUCACAAAAACUACGCCUUAUUUGAAAAUGAGAUCGACAUGCAGGAGAUUGUGAGCGUGCUGGACCCGGAAAAGAAGAGCAUCGUGGAGUUCAUCGAGACGUUCACCUUCAACGGACACCCUUGUCUGGUCUUUGAGCUGCUGGACACCAGCUUGUUCAGCAUGGUCUACGACAAGCGCUGGAAGACCUUCUCACCCAACGACAUCCGACCGGUUGCCCAGCAGUUGCUGACGGCCUUCGAAGCCCUGAAGAGCAUCGGCGUGAUCCACACGGACCUGAAGUCGGACAACAUCAUGCUCGUGGACCACACCGUGCAGCCCUUCAGGGUCAAGCUCAUCGACUUUGGCUUGUCCAUCACCACCUCCGAAGCGCCGCUCAGUUUCGGCGUGGCCCUGCAGCCCAUGGGCAACAGAGCGCCCGAAGUCGCCCUGGGUCUUCCCUUCUCCGAGGCCAUCGACAUGUGGUCUCUGGGCUGCGUCCUGUCCUUCCUGUACCUCGGCAACUACCUCUUCUUGGCCAACUCCAACUACAACAUGCUGCGCAGCAUGAUCGAGGUGGUCGGUCGGAUUCCUGAUCAUCUCCUCAGCGCCAGCAAAAACACUCACAAAUAUUUCAAGAAGAACACCCGAGACAAUGACGGCGAUCACCCAAAAUGGCGACUGAUGACGGAGAAGGAGUACCAGGAUAAAACCGGCGUCCGUCCUGAGGGCUUACCGUGGACCUUCAAAUGUUUGGAGGACCUGAUGACACUUAAACCGCAUGUGAAUGAGUCCAUCGAGAUGGAGGACCGCAAGGCCUUUGUGGACCUCCUCAAGUGUCUUCUCCACAUGGACCCCGAGCAGAGGAUCACCCCCGAGGAGGCCCUCAAGCACCCCUUCCUGACCAUGAGCCACCUCUGUGAGCACAAGAACACCAGCCCUUAUGUGAUUGACAGCUAUGACAAGAUGAAGUUCUGUCCAGUCAAUGACUUCCAUAAGGAACAUAGCGGUCCUAAGCCCAAGCCGGAUCCGGUCGUCAGCCCCAAGAACUGGCGGCAAAAAUUCUGUCCUUUCUUGAGGACCAAAAAGACCGAUGAGCCUGUCCCGGACGGUUCUGCGCCUCACAUCAAGCUGAAGAUCAGGUGGCAGAAUCUCUGUCAGUUCUUCAGGACCAAGAGCAGACCCGAUCCGCUUGCACUCGAUGCCAACAGUUCUCCUGGUCUCAGUUCCCGUGGUCUCGGUCCACAGCUCCAGUCGAACAAAACGUGGUGCAAAAAAAUCUUUCACUUCUUCCGAAUGAACCAGAUCGGUCCAGAACCGGACCGCCGUCCUGUCCAUCAAAGUGUGAGCCCCGUGAAGGUCCACAAACCAGACGGGGACCACAAAUGUUGUGCCGCAAUCGAGUCGCCACAAGUUAACGCCGAGUCGUCACCAGAUAAAAAAGACGCAAAAAAAGGCGAGCCACAGCAAGCGAAAGACGAGUCGGCGGCCAUGAAAAAUAAGACCAAAGUCGACUUGAAGACAACUCGAGUGGCGGCUAAAAAUUGCAGGAACAUGACCUUUGACCUGGACUACCUCAACCAUCGCAGGAAAAAUGCCAAUCAAAAAACAAAAAAGUCAAACUCUUAGAGAAGAAGAACAUUUGACCUUCGACCUCAGCUACCUCUGCCAUCUUGCAACGAACGACCUUUGACCUCUCCUACCUCAUGAGAAGUUUGCACAAACGAACGGAACCGUUCUAGAAUGCUCUGUUGUUCAACCAAAGCAAGUUUACCUCAAAACACGGGUUCUAGAAUACACAAUGUAAUACCAGUGUAGAACCCUAUGGGAACUACUAUGAGUUCAGUAGUUCUGUAUUAUUAUUAUUAGUAUUGUUAUUAGUAUUAUUAUUAUAUAAUUUGACUUUGGUGCUGCUAGGUUGGUUCUGUACGGACUGUCUUGGUUCUAGUUAGCGUGGUCCUAUGCUGGUUGCUGUAUCCUCAAGGUUGUCCAAUGGUCCUAUGCUAGUUCUAAUUCCAGUCCUGGCAGGUGAUGAUGCAACACCCUGACACUGGGUUCUGUUUACUGACCUGAGAGCUCCUCCGAGAACCCGGCAGAACUUUGGUGUUGAACAAUCCACGGCUCACCCUCCUGGUCACAUGUCAUAAUAACUCACCAAUGAUUAAAAAGUAUGCAAAUCA